AUGUCAGCAAAUACGUUUCCCACGGUUCCUCCUCGGCCAUCCCGUUCUCCUAAUCCCUCAUCUCGAAACCCCGAGAUGCCAAAAGUUCCACCCCGUCCAACCAGUCGCCGCGUUGAUUGCCCUGCUUCUCCUAGCCGCGAUAGCUAUGCUCCGUCACCGCUGAACGAAUUGCCAACGGGGCUGGGUCCAGCACGCUCGCGCUCAAAGGAUGCCUCGAGAUCGCAAACUCCCGCUCGUCCCCCUAGCGUUAGUCUACCAUCAGUUGGGCAAGAAGGAGAGGAAUAUGAGAGUUUGCUAUACCAGAAUGCCAGUUGGGAUGACCAGGGACAAAGACAAGAGCAGCCUGUGGAGACGCGGAAUGUGCACCAGGAUCUACAUAUUCACGCUCCCAGGCCCUCAUUGCCGACUUCCACCGUCAAAGCUCAGGUGGCAGUUGUCACCAGAACCGCCUUGCAUCAGGCUGCCGCUGCGGGCUUCGGAAAAGCCGUAUCACCUGGCCACGAUGAGACAGACCACUCUAGAUCCAGGAAUUCACUGACUAACAACGACUCUCGUCGCGGAUCUUCUCCUGCGUCGACCAAUCAUCGGUCGCCAUUACACCUUGCCGACGAAGGAGGUAUUCCGGAAAUUGGCCAGAGGGUGCCUAUGGACCCCAACGCGGGCGAUGUACAGGCCCCUUCACCAGCUCCAUUUGGUGAUGUUGCCCGUGAUGUUUGGCAGCGAUCUGGACGUCAACACCAACGAACUAAAAGUGGUCGAGAAGGUUCACUUCCGCCUGGCAGUUAUGGUCUCCAUGGUCACGGAGUUCAACCGAAUGACAAAUUUGAACAAGCAUGGUAUGACAGUCACCCUGACGAAUUUGCACGGGAGGAGCAGGGUCAGUAUGGACCUGGUCUAGGGAACCAGCGACCGGAAUGGGCCAUGAGCAGCAAUGAUUUAAAUACAUUGGUUAGAACUUCUGCAAAUAGAGGUCUAGGCCUAGCAACUCACGCAAAUGUUGUGGGCACUCCGGAAGAAGAAGUAGGAUACAUUGCGACCGAUGAACUUGCUUCUCGGCUUGCUUCUCCACAUACUGGUUCCAGCUUAGCUAAGGGUGAGUAUAUUAAGUCGCAAAGUUUCAUAGAAUCUCCCCGGAAGAAAUCUGUUGUUCUUGGUGCAUUGGAUACUGAGCAUCAUGUUUCAACAGUGGACACUCUUGAGAAAGAGGAGGUAAUCCACAUCGACGAGCCACUUCAUCACCAACAUCACCCUGAUGGAUUUGCCCCCGCACCAGAGGAUCAUAAGCCACAUAAUCUGCAGUCAUUGGAAGAGCCUGGCCGGGGUGAAGGCAGUCCUGAUGAGGCUCCCGUUCUCGCGUCCGAUGAGAUUGAUCCAGGUAUUGAGCAUAUGCAACCUGCAGUCUCUCCCGUUCUUGAGCCCGAACCACCCAGUCGAACGCACAGUGCCUCCCAUAUGCGCCCGAGUAGCCGGCCCGUCAAUAUGCACGGUGCGGGACUGAACUCGGCAAGGCUCAACUCCCGCGGUGAGGAACGUGAGGAAAUUAAAACGGCACUUGAAGACGUUCAAGAACUUGAACCUCUGUUCCCAGAAGAUGAUGACGUGACUAAAAUAACGUCUACAGACCGAUUUAAGCGUCGUCCUGAACAACAUAGGUUCCCAAGUAAAGAUAUUUGGGAAGACAGUCCUGAUAGCUUACAAUUAGAAGCUACUGUCACAACGCCUGAUAUACCAAUCGAACUAAACGGUGCUGAAGACAAGUGCCAAUCAGAGCCAUCAUCAGAACAGCAGACUUUACAGAUAGGACCCAGCUCUCCAUCCAAAGAGUUCCAGAGCCAUCUGGAAGAUGAAAAGCCUCCCAGACCAGACUCCAAGCAGCGAUUUCCAAGUAAUGAUAUAUGGGAAGAUGCUCCUGACAGCCAUCAACUCGUAACGACUGUUCAGCAUAUUCCUGAAGAGGAGGAAACUACACCUACGUCUCCCCAACACUCAGUGAAGCCCACAUUCCCGACUAUUCCAGCUCGUCCCUCAAAAUCAACAAACGUAAGUCCCGUCGAAGCGAAAAGCACAAGUCCAACCGAGCUCAGAAAACCACCUGCAGUCCCCAACCGUCCGAAACCCAAGCCCCACCAUCCCGCACGACUAGCAAGACCAGCAUCGCACAACUCUGAAGAGAGCCUGCCUAAAACAAGCUCUGCAAGCUCAGCUGAACCUACACCCCUGCCUGCUACGAAACCUAAACCUCCCAUCCCUUCUCGUCCCGGGGGAUCAAAGAUCGCUGCUCUGAAGGGUGGAUUUCUCGCAGAUCUUGAAGGUCGAUUGAAGUUGGGGCCCAAGCCUCUAGAAAAGAAGGCAGAACCUGAAGAGUCGUCGUUGAAAAAAGCGCCGCUAAGCGAUGCACGGAAGGGUCGAGCGCGAGGGCCAGCCAGAAGAAAGCCUGCAGUUGCCGCUGGAUCUGCUUCAGAACCCGCCAAAGAGUCCGCCGUGCCUGAGAUUCGGUCCGUAGGCGCCUGGGAUGUCUGGCAGAUUGGCAGAGAUGGGGUUCUCGUGCUAUCCAAGUUCCCCGCCGCGGAGCGUGCUGAAAGUUCACCCUGCGACCUUUCCCAAGACGCGACUAUCCCCCAACCUCCUGGGGCGUACGAUUUGUCAACGGAGACGACUUCAAAACCCGCUGCAGUUGAUCACGAUGAAUCCUCGGCUGCAGCUGCUGCUCGCGACUCGACGUUAUCGUCAUCUUCGCCGCGGAAUGUACAGGUCCCUACGACUAUGUCGAGUCACGAUGAUUUAGAUACGCCUGUCGAGGCGGAGAUUGAGCCGCACGUUGAUACGCCGUUGGUUGUGUCUGAGCCUGCCGCACAAAAAACUAUUUCCGCAGCCGAUGAAGGGGAAGAGCAAACUUCUGUUGCACCGGAGGUGGAGGAGAAGAUUUCGGAACCAUUGGAUGGCGAUGCUGCUUCUUCUUAA
Molecule: messenger RNA, 2961 nt
Organism: Paracoccidioides brasiliensis Pb18
Exons: 3
Coding region: 1-2961 (986 amino acids)
Source: RefSeq, a predicted model, not a curated record